AUGCGCAUUUCAACCGUUUCCAUCCUGGCCCUUCCCCUCCUAGCCGCAACCCAAGAAUCUCCCCUCGAGCAGGCCAAAGCCCAAGCCCAACACUGGUUCGGCAAACUUCAAUCGUAUAUCCCAUCAGCCUCAUCCGAAUCUCCCAUCGAAGCCGCCGCUGCAAAAGUAGGCGAAGCGAAAAUCCACCACCUAACCCUCGACUCCUGGCAAGAAACCAUCCGCGGAAGCGUCACCCCAGAGUCCUCGCUGCCUCAAGAAUGGUGGGUUUUAACCACCGGCGGAAACAAAACCUGUUACGGUCUCUGCGGUAAAGUCGAAAAGGGAUUCAAUGAGUCUGCUGCGAUCUUCGCUCUCGAUCCUACGGCGCCUCAUAUGGCUCUCUUGAAUUGUGACGAACAACCCGUUCUGUGUAAUUCAUGGGGAGCAGGACCACCACAUUUAUGGACCAUGGAUGUCGGGGCUGCAGGCUCACCGGUUCCUAUUAUCACCAUUCCAUUGAAUACUACUUCAACAACCGUUACAACAUUCACGGAUUUACAUGCGACAAAGUCAUACAAGAAGAAGGCACCUUAUGAGGGUUGGUUCCAUCCUUUUGAUGGACAGCUUGCGCAAUAUGGUGCUGCGGUUCCAGUUGGAUAUGUACUUUGGUUCUUCACCAUUGUUCCCAGCUGGAUGUUCAUGAUCGGUAUUUCAUUCAUGAGCAGAACCAUCAUGAGCAAGCGAACUCUUGGUCCUCAAGGACCAGCAGCUGCUGGAGCUCGUCCACGCGCCGCUCCAGCUGGAGACGGAGUUACCUAUUAA
Messenger RNA from Sclerotinia sclerotiorum 1980 UF-70, 801 nucleotides. RefSeq lists its product as hypothetical. The coding region runs from base 1 to 801 and encodes 266 amino acids. The transcript is spliced from 2 exons. NCBI's taxonomy places the organism in Eukaryota, Fungi, Ascomycota, Leotiomycetes, Helotiales, Sclerotiniaceae. The record is from RefSeq and is a predicted model, not a curated record.